Messenger RNA from Parnassius mnemosyne (clouded apollo), 654 nucleotides. The record is from the annotation of a GenBank genome assembly. NCBI's taxonomy places the organism in Eukaryota, Metazoa, Arthropoda, Insecta, Lepidoptera, Papilionidae.
AUGGCUAAUAAUAUAACACCGGAAGUUUUAAUUCCACUUGUGGAACAAAGGGCUGUACUUUGGGACAAAACUUUAGACAUUUAUAAAGACAAAGGUUUGAAAUUAGCCGCGUGGAGAGAAAUUUGUUGCGUUUUUGAACCUAAUUUUGACAAGUUGGAGGAAAAGGAAAGAAAAGAUUUCGCUACACAGAUAUCUACAAAGUGGACACAUAUUCGAGAUGCAUUUAUGAGAUCCCUGAAAAAUGAAAAAGAAAAAAAGCGAUCUGGUGCAGGCGCAAAAACUACUAGGCCGUAUGUUUAUAAGAAUCAGCUGUCUUUUUUAUUAAAAGUUACUGAGCCCCGUAUGACCUCUGAUUCAUCUAAUGAGCCUAAUAAUUCUAUCUCUGAUACAUUAAGUGAUGCAGCACCUUCUACUCAAAAGAAAACUAAGACUGGCACAUUAGAUGAUGAAAUGUCACAAUUUCUAGAUUAUAAAUUAAAUAAUCAAGAACACCCACAUGUGUCCUUUAUUAAAGGAAUUUUACCAUCUUUGGCAUCAUUCGACAAUGAUGACAAUUUUGAAUUCCAAACGGGUAUUAAACGGGAAUUUUACCAUCUUUGGCAUCAUUCGACAAUGAUGACAAUUUUGAAUUCCAAACGGGUAUUAUGCAACUGA